Molecule: messenger RNA, 3852 nt
Organism: Cyclopterus lumpus (lumpfish)
Lineage: Eukaryota; Metazoa; Chordata; Actinopteri; Perciformes; Cyclopteridae
Gene: exosc10
Product: exosome component 10
Exons: 25
Coding region: 84-2795 (903 amino acids)
Biological process (GO): exonucleolytic trimming to generate mature 3'-end of 5.8S rRNA from tricistronic rRNA transcript (SSU-rRNA, 5.8S rRNA, LSU-rRNA); poly(A)-dependent snoRNA 3'-end processing; TRAMP-dependent tRNA surveillance pathway
Cellular component (GO): nuclear exosome (RNase complex); nucleolus
Molecular function (GO): 3'-5'-RNA exonuclease activity; nucleotide binding; nucleic acid binding
Source: RefSeq, a predicted model, not a curated record
AGGGGGCGCUGUCUCUGUCUCAACUUCCUUCCUGCCAGCGCAGAAGAAAACAUUAUGAGCAGGAGCCGCUUCCUGUGGCUCACAUGUACACAGCGCCCAACAAGAUGAUGGAUUCACCGAAGAGUAAUGACUCCACAAACAGUGGCCUUCGAGACUCAACUUCAAAAGCCAACGACGAGGAACAAGACGAGCUGUGUCCCGGUUUUAGAAAUGCGGAUGCUUUUGUGAAAUAUGGAUUGGGGGCCGUAUUAUCUGCCACCAAAGCAUCCGCCUCCUUGCCUCAAACUGGAGACGAGGAUGAUUUCUAUCGGAGUUUCCCGGGAUUCCGGGAGUUCUGUGAAAGUCAAGGGGACAAGCUCUUGCACUGCAUGAGUCAGAUAAUGCAGCACCACGGCUGCAGAUCUCACUUGAGAGACCAGAGCAAGCUGACGGGGCUGGAGGAGAGGUUUGACUUGGUUGUGGACUCGAACGACGUCAUUCUCGAAAGAGUGGGGAUUCUUCUUGAUGAAGCCGAUGGGGUGAACAGGACCCAGCAGCCUGUCCUGCCUGCAGGGUUUCAGCCUCCCAAGAUUGUAGUUUCCAGCUGGAAUCGCAUGGGUUCAGGCUCCAGAAGUCGUUCUGAGACGUUCCGCCUGCUCCAUGCCAAGAAUGUUGCGAGGCCUCAGCUGAAAUUCAAGGAAAAAGUUGACAACAGCAACACACCAUUUAUUCCCAAGAUCUUCAUCAAGCCCAAUGCAACAAAGCCUCUUUCUUCUUAUUUCACCAACAAACAAAUUCGUAAACAGAGACCUGAGGACCUUGAUGUCCCAGCUGCCCUGGCUGACUUAAUUCACCAACAGAGGACUCAGGAACACGUUGAAGACAUGUUUGCACACCCAUACCAAUAUGAACUGGAUCAUUUUACAGUACCAGAAGGCCUUCUGUCUAAGCCAGAACCGCAGAUGUACAAGCCAAUAUCGAAGACCAAGUGCUCCUUCAUUGACUCACUGGAGGACCUGGUGGCUCUGAAUGAGAAGCUUUGCAAAUUGUCUGAAUUUGCAGUGGACCUUGAGCACCACAACUACAGGAGUUUCCUCGGCCUCACCUGUCUGAUGCAGAUCUCUACCAGAGAGGAGGACUUCAUCGUCGACACCAUUGAGCUCCGCAGCGAGUUGUACAUCCUCAACGAGGCAUUUACUGAUCCGGCAAUUGUCAAGGUAUUUCACGGCGCCGACUCCGACAUUGAUUGGCUCCAGAGGGACUUGGGCUUGUACGUCGUCAACCUUUUUGACACGCAUCAGGCCAGCCGAGCUCUGAACCUGGCCAGACAUUCCCUUGACCAUCUGCUCAAACACUUCUGCACUGUGGACACAGACAAACGCUACCAGCUGGCUGACUGGAGGAUUCGCCCCUUGCCAGAGGAGAUGGUGCAGUAUGCCCGGACAGACACCCACUACCUUCCCUACAUCUACGACUGUGUGAGGGCGCAGCUGUUGGACUUCAACCACGGCCAGCCAGGUCUGCUGCAGAGCGUCUGGAACAAGAGCAGAGACAUUUCUCUGAAGAAAUACGUGAAGCCCAUAUUCACAGAGGAGUCCUAUUUGGAGCUGCAGAGGAAGCAGAAACGGUCUUUAAACACCCAGCAGCUCACUGCCUUCAGACUGCUGUUUGCCUGGAGGGACAAGCUGGCCAGGCAGGAAGAUGAAAGCACCGGAUUCACCCUGCCCACUCACAUGAUGAACAAGAUAUCCGAGGAGCUCCCAAGGGAGCCUCAGGGCAUCAUUGCCUGCUGUAACCCUGUACCCCCACUGGUGAGGCAGCAAGUCAAUGAGCUGCAUUUGUUAGUGCAGCAGGCCAGAGAAAUGCCUCUCCUGAAGGCGGAGAUUGUAGUUCCAAUGACAAAAGGACUCACAACUAUAAAAAAGCCAGAGGUCACAAUGUUUGGUCCUCAUGAUACAUCCAGGGUCUCUGAGAGCGAUCUUCACCACUGUUCCCGUGAUGAAAUGCCUGUCAAACAAGGGAUGCUCUUCUCAGAGGAUGAGGAAGAAAUGGAUGUUAGUGUCCGGAAUACAAGUGGUCUCGUGGCAACUGCUAAAAUCACACAGUUUGAGGAGCUGGAAACACCGAAUGACCAAGACUCCCACUCUGUGGCUCAAAUGAAAGCCAGACGUAUCAUUGAGUCUUUUGAAAACCCUUUCAGAAUGUACUUGCCCUCCAGUGGUGUGCACAUCAGCAAGAAUGCCAAGUUUGACCAGUCUUCGAAAAUAUAUGAGAUUAGUAAAAGAUGGAAACUGCAGAGUAUUGAACAGCAACAGAAGGAGUUGGAGGCCAAGAGAGAGGCCAAGAGGAAAUCCAAGGAAGAAGCAAAGGAACGUUCGAAGAAAGUGACAGAGGAAAGGAAGCAGGCUAAGCAGAGCUACCAGGAGUCUCUCCAGGACGUUGCCACUGUUCGCCAGCAAGCAGCGGAAUCUGCAAAAGGCGACGUAAAGAAAAGGGAGAGGGUUGCCAGUGAGGUUGGAGAGUUAACUCCCAAACCGAGUAAGAAGCUGCUGAAAUCUGCAGAGAAGCCCGAGAAGAAGGAACCGCCUCCCCAAGACGACUUCAAUCCCUUUGACUACAGUCAGUCAGACCUCAAAGUAUUUGCUGGUACGAAACCAAAGGACAACACACAGUUUGAUCCAAAUCGGCAAGCUGGUUUUAAGAAAAAGAAAAAUGCCAAAGGACAAAAAUCCAGUUCUGGACCUGGAAACCGAAGUAUGUCGUACAUGGCUGGAAAAUCCGAAAGAGGAGUCCGGCAAAACUGGCCCAAAAGAUAAACUCUCGUUCCAGCUCUCUUUUUUUUUUUGGUCCUAUUUUAAAGUUGUUUUUUUUCCUAUUCUGCAAAAACAGUGUUCGCAUUUUUUUUUUUGCCUUCUUCAGAGUGAAAUUCAGUAAUUUCAAUAUUAAAUGAAUUUCAAAGUGUAUUUUCGUCCAUCUGUGGAACAGUUUACUCUGUAAAUAUGUGGAAGCACAGACCUCUUUAUAAAGAUGAUUUUAGACGAAAAAGUUCUUGUGUCCAUUUUUAUUGUCAAUCAAACUUUUGGUGGGGCAGUAUCAUGAGGUGUCAUAGUUAUAUGGAGCUUUUUUCUUGUCUUCAUUCAAGAGAAUGGUCUUUCAAUUUGAGACCUCGAGCUAUUGAUUUCACUCAAAACCCUGUCCUUGCAAUCAAAUAUCCCCUGCAUGUGCUUUUGAUUUGCUCUGCUUCUGCUCGAACGGUAUGUUUGCACACAUAUAUUAUAUAUAAUAUAUUAUAUUGGGCCUCAUGCAAGAACCACUCCUCCAAAUGGAUUAAUUCUUAAAAGGCCUGUCUAGUGGUUUAGGAGAACUUUGAAUUUCCUCUGAGGUAGGAGCCAUAUUUAUAAGUGGUCCUGACCUGUCGUCGGAGUCAUGUGCAAUUAGUCUAUUAUUCAAACAAACACAUUUCGUCAAUGGCAUGUAUAUUUCAUAAAAAUGUUGCUUUAGAAAAUCCUUUAUAAAUGACUUCUUAAUUAUGUUCACCAUAUCUUCUUUGCAGUUGGAAUUAUAACAUAAAACAUUGUCUAUUGAUGCGAUUGUACAAAAUGACAUUAUCAAUAUGAACCUCUCAAGCUGCAAAACGACAAGUUCUGCACUAAUUGAAGGUUAAUUUUUGUCUCUGCAUAUAAUGUCAGUGGGAAGUGUAAAUGGGCUCUUCAUGGUGAGACCGUGCAGAGACAUGGAUGCUUCUUUCCAUGCAGGUUUAUGCAAGUGGCUGUACAGGAGAACAUCCUCUAAUGCAGGGGUAUUCAAUAAAAUUCAGCGAGGUCGAGUUAGAGAUGUCCUCAUGCAAAGAUCCGCGACAUCACAAUGUCACAU